Chelmon rostratus (copperband butterflyfish) is the source of this 2906-nucleotide messenger RNA. RefSeq names its product E3 ubiquitin-protein ligase TRIM21-like. Gene Ontology annotation, molecular function: zinc ion binding; protein binding. Bases 300 to 1952 code for a protein of 550 amino acids. The transcript is spliced from 3 exons. Lineage: Eukaryota; Metazoa; Chordata; Actinopteri; Chaetodontiformes; Chaetodontidae. The record is from RefSeq and is a predicted model, not a curated record.
AUCUACCCUUUGUCUUUCCUAUUUCUCUUGCCAGAUAAUCUUUGUCCCAUGUGUUGUUAUCUGGUGUUUUCUUGUGACUCCAUGUUCUUUGUGUAUGACCCUUUUUGGAUUUUGACUAUUUCCUCUGCCUUUGCCUUUGGAUACCUUGCUUUGUCGGAUUUGUCAUACUGUUUGUCGUACUGUUUUGUCUGAAGAGACAUUAAAUCCUCGGAACUUCUCAUUUGUUUCGAGACUGCUUGACAAUUCAAGAGUUCACCAGGCUUCUCCACGACACAGCGGUGUCUCUGACAAACACCGACAUGGCUGCAGCGAUUGGUCUGCUGUCUGAAGAUAAGUUUCUGUGCUCCAUCUGUCUGGAUGUGUUCACUGAUCCAGUCUCCACACCAUGUGGACAUAACUUCUGCAAAAACUGCAUCACUGAACACUGGAAUAUUAAUGACAGCUGCCAGUGUCCCAUGUGUAAAGAGGUUUUCACCAGCAAACCUGAGCUGAGGGUCAACGCUUUCAUCUCAGAGAUGGUUGCUCAGUUCAGACAGACGGCUCAACAGGAAGCCAACAGCAGCAGCUCAGAGCAACAAGAGUCCAAACCAGGAGAGGUUCCCUGUGACGUCUGCACUGGGACCAAACUGAAGGCCCUGAAGUCCUGCCUGGUCUGUCUGGUCUCCUACUGUGAGACUCACCUGGAGCCUCAUCUGACAGCUUCACGUCUGAAGAGACAUCAGCUGAUCGACCCUGUGGAGAAUCUGGAGGGCAGGAUGUGUAUGACACACGAUAAACCUCUGGAGCUGUUCUGUAAGACUGACCAGGAACGUGUCUGCAUGCUGUGCACUGUUUUAAACCACAAGACACAUGAUGUUGUUCCUCUGAAAGAAGAAUAUGAAAGAAAGAAGAACGAGCUGGAGGAUGAAAUUUGGCCAAUGAUCUGGGAGCGACAACACAGGAUUCAGGAGAUCAAACAGUCACUCAGCUUUAGCAAGGAAAGAGCAGGCAGAGAGAUUGCAGAAGGUUUUCGGGUCUUCACUUCUCUGAAGGAGUCUGCUGAGAGAGGCCUGAAUGAGCUCAUCAAAACGAUAGAAGAGAAGCAGAAAACAACUCAGAAACGAGCUGAAGAUUCCAUCAAAGAGCUGGAACAGGAAAUAUCUGAGCUGAUGAAGAGAAGAACUGAGGUGGAGCAGCUCUCACUCUAUGAAAACCACCUCUCUCUCCUACAGUGUUUCCCUGCCCUGGAAACUGCUCUACCCACCAAAGACUGGACAGAGGUCAGCGUCCAUCCAGCAUCAUAUGAGGGGACUGUGGUGAGAGCUGUGACUCAGCUGGAGGAGACGCUCAGCAAAGAGAUGAAGAAGCUGAUUGAAGCAGAGCUGAAGAGGGUCCAGCAGUAUGAAGUGGAUGUGACUCUUGAUCCCGAUACAGCAAAUCCCUAUCUCAUCCUGUCUGAUGAUGGGAAACAAGUGAAUCUUGGUAAUGUGAAGAAAAGUCUUCCAGACCAUCCAAAGAGAUUUUCCCUCAAUCCUUGUGUUUUAGGAAAGCAGAGUUUCUCUUCAGGCAGAUUUUACUUUGAGGUUCAGGUUAAAGGAAAGACUGAAUGGGACUUUGGAGUCGCCAGAGAGUCGAUCAACAGGAAGGAGGACAUCCCACUGAGUCCUGAGGAUGGUUACUGGACUAUAUGGUUGAGGAAAAGAAUAAAGUACAAAGCUCUGAAUGACCCUCCAGUUCGUCUCUUUUUGAGGUCAAAACCCAAGAAAGUGGGCGUGUUUGUGGAUUAUGAGGAGGGUCUGGUCUGCUUUUAUGAUGUAGAUGCUGUAGCUCUUAUCUACUCCUUUACUGGCUGCUCCUUCACUGAGAAACUCUAUCCAUACUUCAACCCUGGUCUCAAUGAUGAUGGUAAAAACUUUGCUCCUCUGAUCAUCUCUCCUGUCAAUCACACUGAGUGGCUGAUUUUUAGACUCUAACAAUAGGAGCAAAAGUCUUCGCAUAGAUUUGAGUCUGUCUCACCAGAGAGGGAAUUCUUACUAUGAGUUUUAAUCUAGUGUCACUGUCUGAUAGGAACUGCUUUUCCAACACUUUGGUUCAUGACAGGCUAACACAAAAGGCCACAGAAUGCUUCAAACAAUCAUACCGGAUCAUCAAACAACGUGUAAAACCACCGUAGGACAAGCUCUGUAAGGAAAGGCAGAAUGCUGAUGUCUUCUUCCUCCAAGGUGUCCCUGACCAUUGAUUAUAUUUUAUAACUCCAGCACAGUUUGGCAUUGUAGAAAGGAUUGUCUCAAAUUUCAUGUAUCUCAUUACGUGCCUGCCAACUGGUGCAGCACACCAGCUUCCAAUAUGAUUUAUCAGCUUGCCUGGCCCUGACUGACCUAUCAAUGGAACCAUCAUGUUGUGGUGACAACCAAAAAAAAAAACAAUGUGUAUUUGUUAUACAGGAUAGAAAUGCUUUUUUCUGUGAUUGAGGCUCUUUAGGGGAGAAAUGAAGUGAAAAUAAUGCUAUGUAAUGUAAUCUAACAGUAAUAGAAACAAAAGCAAUUCAUUGACAUCUUUUAUGAUAUAUAUAUAUACCUUGUCAUUAGGUUUUCAUGACUGCAUUUGAAAUCUACAGUCACACGAAGUGUCAACAUGUACUGCAAUACAAAUUAUCCAAUUAAACAUGAGCUACAUACUGCAUGUGUGAGUCUCUCCAACAAAAUGUACUCUGAUGCAAAGCCAAACAUCACUCUCCGAAAGCCAAGACAGAUUAUUUAUUCGAUCUAAAUACCAACUGACUUUAAAAAUUCAUAAUGCCUGAUUUAAAGACUUUUCUGCUGAAUUCACAGUUUUAGUGAACAUCCUCUUUUAUCUGUGUUUACUAGCCUGAUGUAACCCAAAUACUGUUCAUUGUACAAAGCAAUACAAAUGGUUACUGUGGAUAC